AGAGAGCAGCUUCCCGCUGCAGAUGAUGACAGUGACAAUGGCAGUGACAAGGAAGAUGAGCAGCCUCAAGUGGUAACACUGAAAAAAGGGGACCUGACUGCCGAAGAAGCAAUGAAAAUUAAACAGCAGAUCAAAGAGGCCUUAAAGUCAAAUGAAUCAGGUGAUGAACCAGAACCUGCUGAUGGAAAAAUUAUGUUCAGGAAACCAGCCAAGCGUUCAUCAGAGAAGUGUUUGGACUUCAAUGUAAGUUCAAGUAAGAAGAUGAAAGAAGCAAAGAAAACUAGGAGAGAAGCAACUACUUCUCAGAGUACAGCUAAGCAAGUGAAAAACAGCAGUCUUCUCUCAUUUGAUGAUGAGGAAAAUGAUGAUUAG
This is a messenger RNA of Acanthisitta chloris (rifleman), 372 nucleotides long. RefSeq names its product KIAA1143 ortholog. Lineage: Eukaryota; Metazoa; Chordata; Aves; Passeriformes; Acanthisittidae. The record is from RefSeq and is a predicted model, not a curated record. The transcript is spliced from 2 exons. The annotation marks the transcript as partial.